GCGCGGAGCCCGGCGAUGCGGCGCGGCGCGGCCUGGGCGCUGCUGCUGGCCUGGGCCCUGGCGCUCGGGGCGCGCGGGGCGCGGGGCGCCGUGGCCCUGGCCGACUUCUACCCGUUCGGCCCGGAGCGCGGCGACGCCCUCACCCCGAAGCAGGACGACGGCGGCUCGGGGCUGCGGCCGCUCUCCGUGCCCUUCCCGUUCUUCGGCGCCGAGCACCCCGGACUCUACGUGAACAAUAACGGGGUCAUCUCCUUUCUGAAGGAGGUCUCUCAGUUCACCCCCGUGGCCUUCCCCAUUGCCAAGGACCGCUGUGUGGUGGCAGCCUUCUGGGCAGAUGUGGACAACAGGCGAGCAGGCGAUGUCUACUACCGGGAGGCCACGGACCCGGCCACACUGCGCAGAGCCACGGAAGACAUCAGACACUACUUCCCCGAGCUCCUGGACUUCUCUGCAACCUGGGUGUUUGUGGCCACGUGGUACCGAGUGACCUUUUUUGGAGGCAGUGCCUCCUCCCCGGUCAACACUUUCCAAACUGUGCUCAUCACUGACGGCAAGUUCUCCUUCACCAUCUUCAACUACGAGUCCAUAUCCUGGACCACCGGCACCCACGCCAGCAGCGGGGGUGAUGCCGCCGGCCUGGGGGGCAUUGCAGCCCAGGCAGGCUUCAACGCGGGCGACGGGCAGCGCUACUUCAACAUCCCCGGCUCGCGCACCGUGGACAUGGCCCACGUGGAGAGCACCACCAACGUGGGCGUGCCGGGGCGCUGGGCGUUCAGAAUCGAUGAUGCCCAGGUGCGCGUGGGGGGCUGCGGCCAUACAACCUCCGUGUGCCUGGCCCUGCGCCCAUGCCUCAAUGGCGGCAAGUGCAUCGAUGACUGCAUCACAGGCAACCCCUCCUACACCUGCUCCUGUCUCGCUGGCUUCACGGGGCGGAGGUGCCACCUGGAUGUGAACGAGUGUACCUCCCACCCGUGUCAGAAUGGCGGGAUCUGCACCCAUGGGAUCAACAGCUUCAGCUGUCAGUGCCCAGAGGGCUUCCAGGGGCCCACCUGUGAGUCAGCCCGGUCCCCGUGCGACGAUAAGGUGUGUCAAAAUGGCGGCCAGUGCCAGGCAGACAGCAGCUCUGCGGUGUGUGUGUGCCGGGCGGGGUACACCGGAGCCGCCUGUGAGACAGAUGUGGAUGAGUGCGGCUCUGACCCGUGCCUGAACGGAGGCUCCUGCGUGGACCUGGUGGGGAACUACACCUGCGUGUGUGCAGAGCCCUUCGAGGGGCCUCGCUGUGAGACAGGAAACGCCCCCACGCCCGAGGCCUGCCUCUCGGCCCCCUGUCAGAACGGGGGAACCUGUGUGGAUGCGGACCGGGGCUACGUGUGCGAAUGCCCCGAGGGCUUCAUGGGCCUGGACUGCAGAGAGCGAACCCCGAAUGACUGUGAAUGCCGGAACGGAGGCCGGUGCCUAGGCACCAACGUCACCCUCUGCCAGUGCCCCCCUGGGUUCUUUGGGCUCCUGUGUGAAUUUGAAGUCACAGCCAUGCCCUGCAGCAUGAACACCCAGUGUCCGGACGGAGGCCACUGCAUGGAGUACGGAGGGAGCUACCUGUGCGUCUGCCACACCGACCACAGCGCCAGCCACUCCCCGCCAUCGCCCUGCGACUCCGACCCCUGCUUCAACGGAGGCUCCUGCGCCGCCCACGAGGACUCCUACACCUGCGAGUGCCCGCGCGGCUUCCACGGCCGGCACUGCGAGAAAGCCCGGCCACACCUGUGCAACUCUGGGCCUUGCCGGAACGGGGGCACGUGCAAAGAAAUAGGCAGCGAGUACCACUGCACCUGCCCAUACCGCUUCACCGGGAGGCACUGCGAAAUCGGGAAGCCAGACUCCUGUGCCUCCGGCCCUUGCCACAAUGGUGGCACUUGCUUCCACUACAUUGGCAAAUACAAGUGUGACUGCCCUCCGGGCUUCUCUGGAAGGCACUGUGAGAUCGCCCCCUCCCCCUGCUUCCGGAGCCCAUGCAUGAACAGGGGCACCUGUGAGGAUCUGGGCAUGGAUUUCUCUUGCCACUGUCCUCCAGGGUUCACAGGACACAGGUGCCAGACAGAGGUGGACUGCGGACGCCCCGAGGAGGUGCAGCAUGCCACGGUGCGCUUCAAUGGGACUCGCGUGGGCUCCGUGGCCCUGUAUACAUGUGACCGUGGCUACAGCCUGAAUGCCCCCAGCCACGCCCAUGUCUGCCAGCCCCAGGGCGUCUGGAGCCAGCCUCCCCAGUGCCUCGAAGUAGAUGAGUGCCGUUCUCAGCCAUGCUUGCACGGGGGCUCCUGCCAGGACCACACCGCUGGGUACCUGUGCCUCUGCGGCCCUGGGUACGAAGGAGCCCACUGCGAGCUGGAGACAGAUGAAUGUCGCUCACAGCCCUGCAAGCAUGGAGGUGUGUGCAGAGACCUCCCUGGGGCCUUCUUCUGCCAGUGCCCUGUGGGCUUUUCUGGAAACCACUGUGAGACAGAGGUGGACUCCUGCCACUCCAGCCCCUGCCAGCAUGGAGGCCGGUGCCAGGAAGGCGGCGGGGCCUACCUGUGUGUCUGUCCAGAGGGCUUCUUUGGCUACCACUGUGAGACAGUGAGUGACCCCUGCGUCUCCAGCCCCUGUGGGGGCCAUGGCUACUGCCUGGCCAGCAACGGGUCCCACAGCUGCACCUGCAAAGUGGGCUACACGGGCAAGGACUGCACUAAAGAGCUCCUCCCACCAACAGCCCUCAGGGUGGAGAGAGUGGAGGAGAGCGGGGUCUCCAUCUCCUGGAGCCCACCCGAAGGCUCCGCCGCCAGGCAGGUGCUGGAUGGCUACGCGGUCACCUACGCCUCGGCGGACGGCUCCUUCCGCCGCACGGACUUCGUGGACCGCAGCCGCUCCUCGCACCAGCUGCGGGCCCUGGCGGCCGGCCGGGCCUACAACAUCUCCAUCUUCUCCGUCAAGCGCAACACCAACAACAAGAAUGACAUCAGCAGGCCUGCUGUGCUGCUGGCCCGCACACGACCCCGCCCUAUUGAGGACUUCGAGGUGACCAACGUGACAGCCAAUGCGAUUUCCGUGAGGUGGGCCCUGCACAGGAUCCACCACGCCACUGUCAGCCGAGUGCGCGUGUCCAUCCUCCAUCCAGAGGCCCCCGAGCCCCAGGCCACUGAGGUGGACAAGGGCGUGGACCAGCUCACGUUCGGGGACCUGCUGCCAGGAAGAAGGUACACCGUGCGGAUGACGGCCCUCAGUGGGCCUGGAGGAGCAGAGCGUCCCACCGAGAGCCUGGCGUCAGGACCCUUGCACGUGUGGACCCGGCCACUGCCUCCCGCAAACCUGACUGCCUCCCGAGUCACGGCCACCUCUGCUCACGUGGUCUGGGACGCGCCUGCUCCAGGCGCCUCGCUGGAGGCUUAUGUCAUCAACGUGACCACCAGCCAGAGCACCAAGAGCCGCUACGUCCCCAACGGGAAGCUGGGGUCCUACACCGUGCGGGACCUGCUGCCGGGACGGCGGCACCGGCUCUCGGUGACCACCGUGCAGAGCGCCGAGCGGGGCCAGCUGCACAGCGAGCCCGCGCACCUCUACAUCAUCACCUCCCCCAGGGAUGGUGCUGACAGACGCUGGCACCAGGGCGGACACCACCCGCGGGUGCUCAGAAAUAGACCACCCCCUGCACGCCUGCCAGAGCUGCGCCUGCUCAGUGACCACAGUGUCCCCGAGAUGCCCACCCAGCCACCCAGAUUCUCGGAGCUGGUGGACGGAAGAGGAAGAGUGAGCGCUAGGUUUGGCGGCUCUCCCAGCAAAGCCAUCGGGGUGGGAUCACAGCCCACCACACUGGUGCCACUCAAGAACAUGGAGGACGCCCCUGAGCAGGCCCGCCUGGCCCUCCAGCUUCCCGAGCGCAGCGAGAAGGACAAGGGCAGUCGGUCAGAAAGUGUUCCUGGGGGCUGUUCAGAAGAUGCCUGUCAGAACGGAGGCACCUGUGUGCCAGGUGGCACUACCCACAGCUGUGACUGUGGGCCUGGCUUCAAAGGCAGGCGCUGUGAGCUCGCUUGUGAGAAGGUGCCCCGCCCCUGCACACGGCUGUUCUCGGAGACCAAGUCCUUUCCUGUCUGGGAAGGAGGCGUCUGCCAUUAUGUGUAUAAGCGAGUCUACAGAGUUCACCAGGACAUCUGCUUCAAAGAGCGCUGUGAAGGCACAAGCCUGGAGAAACCCCACACAGGAAACAAAGUAACAGUCAAACACUGAAGAAAUCUUAAGGUAGGUCCCCUCUCCCCUGCCUACCCUCCUUCCCAGCUGUGGAGAAGCAGGGGGGCUGGUCCCGGGCACUGCAGCCCUCAGCAGGCACCCCUAGAGCAAAACAGUUCAAAUCCAUCCAGGAAAGUUGGGGUCACCUGCUAGUCUCCCAGUAGACAUAACUGCAGCCCCCCCUCCCCCCACGGAAUCUGCCUCCAUGGGAGGGCAAUGUCACUCGCAGGAAAGAGGAGCAGCCACCACCACCACAGGGGCUCUCAGAGAGUCAGAGAGGCGAGGAUCCGCUGGCACCUUGAGGGGGAGGGGCUGGGCAGUGGGAAGACCUGGGAUGCUGAACAGAGUUCUAUUGGAAGGAAGGCAGCGCAGGCCUUAGGCCUCUGACAUCUGAAGAUGGCCUCUCACUUGAGUCACAGUGGAUGCCAGUCUAGGCAUCACACACCCCAAGGUGCAAGAAACCUUUCCUCUUUGAUCCAACACUUCCCUCCCCUCCCUCCUCCCUCCCAACCUUACCCACCCCCCCCCCACCCAGUGCUGGCUCUUAAAGGGCAAUGGUUUACCUUACAACAGUCUGAAAAAUACCAGGUGACCCCACAGAAAGCCAUGCGCAGAUGAACUCAGCUCUGCCUUGACCUCCCAUCGCCAUGUGUCACGGGGAGUGAAAGGCAGCGGGCCUGGACAGCUAAUGCUCUGCCCCCACGGGCCCUCGUGCAGUGGAGGAGGUGGACCUCGGACAGCAAGUCCUGCAAGGCAGGUCUUCCUUUUCUCCCCUGGCUGAGGACAUGAAGGAGAAAUGUCACCCAAAGACUAAGAACAACCAGAAGCAAAGGAGUUCUGGGCAUGUCUCCUACCAAGAUGUGUAGCUAACUAACAAGGCAAAGGGCUUCAGGUGGGCAAGCUCUCAAGGUGCCUCAGCAAGAGAGGUGUGCACCUGGCCAACCUCCAAUGAGAAACUGCAUGAAGAGAGCUGACAGCAGCCAGUUCCUACCCUUCUUGGGCCUCAGCCUCUAGGAACACUCAUGCAAAGGCUUGGGAACAACUCAAUCCUGGUAAGACCAAGAACCCAUCACUUGGGUUUAAAAUACCGAUAUAGCAAUAAGUCACCUGAAAAACUCAUCUUUUAAAACACACCCAGCAAAUCCAUUCCUAUAGAAACAAAUGAGAAACCCAACUGAUCAUUAAAUACCAGCUCACCAAACAUCUUAUCUCAAAACAAUGAGGCAAACACAAGACAAGACAAAAACACCCAUCCACAUACGACCCAAGGGCGCAGGAACUCCUCACUCCAGAGCGGCUUUGAGGUGGCAGGGUCCUCGCCACGUGCUGGAUGGUAGCCACCAGCAGCAGCCUCUGUCCUCGAAUUUAAAGUACCAGGCAGUGCUGAGCCCAAGUUCCAUUCAGGGGGGCAUGCAGGCCUCCACAGCUCUGAGCCCAGAUGUCCCUGAAGAUGAAGAGGGCGCAUGCUUGGGCCAAAGCAUCUCCACAGAGGUGCGCCCAGUUCCCUUCACUCCCUGCCCCUCCUCCACGUGGAUUCCGUGGGAAUUCUGUGGAUAUAAGAAUUCCGUCCUCUGGGAAAAGGUCCUGGAAAAAAACGCAGCUGCUUUAAAGAGGAUGCACCUGUCAUUCUCACACACCACUGCUUUCCCUCCAAAGGGUCUGGAAUUUGCUUGUUAUACUCCACCACCUCAAAAUAUCCAAAACCUAGGAAGAUGAGAGCUAAGAAUUGUAUUGAAAAGGACAUCAAGAGACAAGGUCCUCACUGCAAUCAGUCCUCUCUGCAACCUCUUCUCAGGCAGGAAAACAGAUUGUUGGGCCUGCAUACCUACCAGCCCACUUGGGGACCCUUCAGACCUGCGCACCUACCUACCAGCCCACCCACAGAUUCCUCCAGGAACUGUGCACCCACCAGCCCACCCACAGAUUCCUCCAGGACCCAUGCACCCACCAGCCCACCCACAGAUUCCUCCAGGAACUGUGCACCCACCAGCCCACCCACGGAUUCCUCCAGGAACUGUGCACCCACCAGCCCACCCACGGAUUCCUCCAGGAACUGUGCACCCACCAGCCCACCCACGGAUUCCUCCAGGAACUGUGCACCCACCAGCCCACCCACGGAUUCCUCUAGGACCCGUGCACCCACCAGCCUACCCACGGAUUCCUCCAGGAACUGUGCACCCACCAGCCCACCCACGGAUUCUUUCAGGACCUGUGUACCUACCAACCCACCCACAGAUUCCUCCAGGACCUGUACCUACCAGCCCACCCAUGAAUUCCUCCAGGACCUGCA
This is a messenger RNA of Perognathus longimembris pacificus (Pacific pocket mouse), 6547 nucleotides long. RefSeq names its product sushi, nidogen and EGF like domains 1 (gene Sned1). The record is from RefSeq and is a predicted model, not a curated record. The coding region runs from base 16 to 4257 and encodes 1413 amino acids. The transcript is spliced from 31 exons. Gene Ontology annotation, cellular component: protein-containing complex; plasma membrane. Gene Ontology annotation, biological process: establishment or maintenance of epithelial cell apical/basal polarity; cell-matrix adhesion; heterophilic cell-cell adhesion. Lineage: Eukaryota; Metazoa; Chordata; Mammalia; Rodentia; Heteromyidae. Gene Ontology annotation, molecular function: protein binding; calcium ion binding.